ACUAUACAAAAUUCAAUGAUCAUCACAGGUAACUGCUCGGAUGAGGGCUGGAUGAUGCCAAGAGUUAAAACCCCAGUCUCUCCUCAAGAUAUAAACUCAAAUGUAAGAGUUAAAAAAGAUAAAAGUGGACGGUACGCCCCAGUUUUACACCUUACAUGGAGUCAAUCACCUGAUAGUAGCAUAUACUUCCUUAAAGGGACUGACGUUUGUGUAGUUGAAAUGGCGACAAAUAACAGUGAAUGCAUUCGUUACAUAUUUCUGAAUAAACUGCAAUGGACAAAAAACCCAAAGAACAACAUGUGGAUUUUUUCUUUAGACAGAGUUGUGGUCAACCCAGGCUCUAAAUACCAGGUUUUUAUAACCAAUUUACCAAAGCCAAACAUAGGCAGCUAUACCAGAGAAAUCCAAGUUAAUGUUCCAGAGAAUAUCUGGAAUCCUAAUCUUAUUUGGACAGCGGAUAAUGAAAAUGAAAACAAGUUGGUGAUAACCAUAAACUUCAAACCUGAAAAGAUCUCUGAAAAAUACAGAGUCUCUAUUCAAAGUCCUGACCUUCAUCUAGAACCAUCUCUCAUAGUCCUAAAGGCCAACCAAACAUCACUAAAAGUUAAUUUCACAAUCGAAUUACAACGGCUAACUGACUGCAGUUUGUACUUUGUGAUUCAGCCACUCUCUAUUCAAUGUUUCAAUAACUGUUUGGAUUACAGAGAGAAAGUUGAUAUCUGUCCAUAUCUUCCGAAAGCUCCUUUUGAUUUCAUUGUUUCGGUGAUACUGGUAUCGUUGCUGGUUAUAUUGGCUGUGGCUGGUUGCUUCAUUGCAUUUUUGCUGCACAAAUAUUUUCAUAAAGACACCCCAUACUUGGUCCACUCGACCAAUGGGAAAAGUAAAUGGGAAUGCAAACCUGUUCAAGAGCAUAGAAGGGUGCUGAUAAUCUACUCACUGGACCACCCCCUGUACAAAGACAUCAUCCUAAAAUUGUGUGCCUUUCUACGGGCUAAGUGUGGUACAGAUGUUACCCUUGAUCUCCUCGAUUCUUACUGGCUCAGCACCAUCGGUAGAAUUCAGUGGCUGGACAUGCAAAGGGAGCAGAUCUCCAAAUCUUCAGAUAAAGUCCUGAUCUUGUGCUCUCCAGGUGUGCAUGCAAAGUGGAGGGCCAUGUGCGGUGAAAACAGGGUCAGAUUAAAGGAGGAUGCUCAUUCACCAAUAGGAGACAUGCUUACGCCAGCCCUGAGCCUCAUCAUACCGGAUUUUGUUCAUGCUUCGUCUUUCCACAAAUACAUAGUGGCUUAUUUUGAUGACGUGUGCAGUGAGAAUGAUGUACCGGCACCGUUUAACACGGUGGUGAAGUACAAGCUGAUGAAUCACUUUGAAGAACUUUACUUCAGGAUCUUAGAUGUGGAAAAACAGGAGCCUGGCAGAAUAAAAUGCAUCGAGGGCGUCGGAGAGACUGAUUAUUUUACAUGUCCAUCAGGAAGGGCCCUUCGAGAUGCUAUUGAAACUUUUCACUGUUAUCAGCUGAAGAAUCCAAACUGGUUUGAAAUGGAGCUUUUGGACACAGAUGAUGAAGUCGAGGAAGACGACUUCGAUCCGAUCUAUCCUACAGGCAUUACCUACAAUGCCGUCACAGAAUGCUAUCAGCUCAUUGAAGGACAUGAAGCUCAAACGGGUGUCAAUAUGAUUAAGUGUCACAGUGAGGAUGAUCACAUUUUAAUGACUUCCAUUGAAGAAACAGGUUUAUUACUAAAUAAACAAUCUUCAGUUGUUACCAUGGACGUCCAGUAUAGUAGUCUAGCACUGAACAGUUUUACAGCCAUUAAUGUGAAAGGGAUACCAGCAACACAAACUUUGGUACAACACGGUUUAUGCUUACCACCUCUGUAAGCCUUUGCGAAUUAAGUUAUAUGUUAAUACUUAAGUUAACAUAAUCAGACUACUGUGAUUAUAAUGUAAGCUGUGUUUAUUUUUUACACAUUGUUUUGUGUUAUGCUAUUUAACACAUUAUGUGUUAUUUUAUGUUGGUUUUGUGUUCAAAUAGAUUAAAGGGACAACAUAAGAUGUGUUAAAGAAGACCUUUCACAAGACUUUUUUUAAAUGUAAAUAAAUCUUUGUGUCCCCAUGAGUACAUAGGUGAAGUUUUAGCUCAAAAUACCCAAUAGAUAAUUCUAUUAUAUGUUAAAAUUGCCACUUUGUAGGUGUGAGCAAAACUGUGCAGUUUUUUUGGGUGUGUCCUUUAAAUGCAAAUGAGCUGAUCUCUGCACUAAAUGGCAGUGCCGUGGUUGGAUAGUGCAGAUUAAGGGGCGGUAUUAUCCCCUUCUGACAUCACAAGGGGGGCCAAUUUCAAUUACCUAUUUUUCACAUGCUUGCAUAGAAUGGUUUACCAAAACUAAGUUACUGAGUUGUUCUUUUUCAUAUUUUCUAGGCUGAAAGAAGCACUGGGGACCCAAUUAUAGGACUUAAACAUUGAAAAAGU
This is a messenger RNA of Misgurnus anguillicaudatus (oriental weatherfish), 2467 nucleotides long. RefSeq names its product interleukin-17 receptor A. The record is from RefSeq and is a predicted model, not a curated record. Gene Ontology annotation, molecular function: interleukin-17 receptor activity. Lineage: Eukaryota; Metazoa; Chordata; Actinopteri; Cypriniformes; Cobitidae.